This is a messenger RNA of Perca flavescens (yellow perch), 909 nucleotides long. It is a transcript of the gene rab12, whose product is annotated as RAB12, member RAS oncogene family. Gene Ontology annotation, molecular function: GTP binding; GTPase activity. Lineage: Eukaryota; Metazoa; Chordata; Actinopteri; Perciformes; Percidae. The record is from RefSeq and is a predicted model, not a curated record.
GUUAAUGACGUCAUGACGGCUAUGGUCUCUAAUGGCUGAAUAACAACAACUGUCGGCGAGUGACAAACUUUCACAAACUUCUACUGAGACGAAAGAAAGUUGGAAAUAGAAAAUUGUUUCGACAGUAUACGAGUUUAGGCGCGUUUGUCUGUCUUUCUUGUAAUUACAAAUGUGGAAUUACUGAUGGAUUCGAGAUAUGACAUAUCACGGAGGGCCGCCGGUGGUGGCGGUGGCUCAACGAACUCUUCCCCCGCUCUUGGGGCUCAGUCGCGCCGCAGGAAGAUGCCUCCUAGACCCGCUGAUUUUAAACUUCAAAUUAUCAUUAUUGGCUCCCGUGGUGUUGGUAAAACGAGCAUUAUGGAGAGAUUUACGGACGACACUUUCUGCGAAGCUUGCAAGUCGACUGUAGGAGUUGACUUCAAAAUCAAGACAGUGGAGCUGAGAGGGAAGAAGAUCAGACUACAGAUAUGGGACACUGCUGGCCAGGAGAGGUUUAACAGCAUCACGUCCGCUUACUACAGAGGCGCCAAGGGAAUAGUGCUUGUGUACGAUAUCACAAAGCAGGAGACCUUUGACGACCUGCCCAAAUGGAUGAAAAUGAUAGACAAGUAUGCCUCAGAGGAAGCAGAGCUUCUCCUGGUCGGGAACAAGCUGGAUUGUGAAACUGAUCGUAUCAUCUCCAGACAGCAGGGAGAGAGGUUUUCCUCUCGAAUAAGUGGAAUGCGCUUCUGCGAAGCUAGUGCCAAGGAUAAUUUCAAUGUCGACGAGAUCUUCCUGAAGCUUGUGGAUGACAUCCUUAGCAAGAUGCCUCUGGAAGUUCCUAACACAGAGUUUUCCAACAGUGUCCUGUCUCUGCAGCCUGAACCGGAAGUGCCUCCGGAGUUGCCGCCUCGCAUGCGCUGUUGCUGA